AUGGCACACACCAAGCGAGACCUAAAUCAACUCGCCAUUGACCUCUUGGUCCUAUCCAGAUUCAACCGCUACAACCCGCUCCUGGCUACUUUUGCCGGAGUCUGGGCUACCAUCCUGGCCGGAUCCGACAAAGUCGCUCACUCCCAGGGCCAAGCUGCGGAUACAGACGCCAUCUCACCAAGCUAUGUCCUCCAACAAGCCCUCCUCUGCUUCACAUGCAGCUUCGUCUUCUGCGGCGCCGGAAUGGUCUGGAACGACUGGAUAGACCUGCACAUUGACCGAAACGUCGCCCGGACCAAGAACCGCCCGCUUGCACGCGGGGCAGUCACGACUUCCGAAGCCUUGCUGUGGAUGGGCGCUCAGUAUGUCGCCAGCUGGUUCUUGGUUUCCUUGAUGCUGGAUGGGGAGAAUGUCCCAGCAGCGAUGCUCCCCGUAACUCUCAGCACGAUCCUCUACCCCUUCGCCAAACGCGCCAUCUUCCGCCGCCUGCACAUCUACCCACAAUACCUCCUCGGCUUCACCCUCGCCUAUCCCUCCCUAAUCGGGGUCCUCGCAAUAAAAGGCCUCGACCAGCCGCUCGCAGCAUCCAUAUCCGAAUCCCUCCCGCUGGGCAUAAUGGUCUUCGCCUGGACGCUCUACCUCAACACCGCAUACAGCUACCAAGACAUCGAGGACGACCGGAAGAUGGGCGUCAACUCGGCGUAUGUGCUCGCGGGCUCCUACAUCCACUACCUGCUUGUGCUGCUUGCGGGGCUGGCGCUGGGGGCUUUGGGGUGGCAGCUUGCUGGGCAGGGGUCCGAAUGGCUCUGGGGCAGUUGGAUGGGGGUCUGGGUUUGGUCGUUUUUGGGCCAGCUGGCGAGGUUUGAUCGGAAGAGGCCGGAGAGCGGGGGUGGGUUGCAUCGGGAGAAUUUUCUCUUGGGGGUUUGGACGGUUGGGGUUUGUGCUGUGGAGCUGGUGCUUUGA
Aspergillus calidoustus is the source of this 963-nucleotide messenger RNA. The record is from the annotation of a GenBank genome assembly. Lineage: Eukaryota; Fungi; Ascomycota; Eurotiomycetes; Eurotiales; Aspergillaceae.